CAAAGGCGGAGGAGGGAAAGGCUCACUUUGGUUGCUUCAUGAGCAUUGUCUAAGCCACCCGAGCGCGGGGCGGAUACUUCGUCGCUGAGCAAUAUGCCGACGUUCCCAUUUUCCCAUUUCCUGCCACCCUACUUUUUAUUUUAUUCCCUUUCAUUCAAGCAUGCCUCGAUCCCCAUCGCCGUCCUAUCGCCAUCGCAGUCGUAACCGUGAGAGUCGUUAUCAUGAUCUAGACCGACCUCGACGUUCAUCACGAUCGCCGUCGCCUUCUCGACCCGUCUCAAGGUCACCGUCUCCUUACCGAGGUCGUAGUCGUCAACCACCCAGCAGACGACGCCACAGUCGCUCUCCACCACGCCGAUACAGUCGAGAACGACGACGAGAUAGAAGCCCAGCAUACAGAGAUCGAGGAAGACCACGAUAUCGCUCCCGAAGCCGAUCGCCCAGUCGAUCCCCUUCAAGACGUUCUCGCUCUGCAAGAAGAGACCGUCGUCGACAUUCGCGUGAUGAAGAGGAAGGUCGGUCUCCUUCGGAAGGCCGCGGUGAGUCGAAAGCUGUGGAGAUUAAUGAAGAAGAUGAUGAAGAGACCAAGAUGAUGAAAUUGAUGGGUUUUGGUGGGUUUGAUACCACCAAGAACAAAAAGGUCCCUGGUGCCGAUGUGUCAGCGGCCAAGGUGUCCAAGCCCGUGAAAUACAGACAAUACAUGAAUAGACGAGGUGGUUUCAACAGGCCUUUGGAUAGUGUAUAG
Radiomyces spectabilis is the source of this 745-nucleotide messenger RNA. RefSeq lists its product as uncharacterized. The record is from RefSeq and is a predicted model, not a curated record. The coding region runs from base 161 to 745 and encodes 194 amino acids. Gene Ontology annotation, cellular component: precatalytic spliceosome. Gene Ontology annotation, biological process: RNA splicing. The transcript has 4 exons. Lineage: Eukaryota; Fungi; Mucoromycota; Mucoromycetes; Mucorales; Radiomycetaceae.